Molecule: messenger RNA, 20492 nt
Organism: Corticium candelabrum
Lineage: Eukaryota; Metazoa; Porifera; Homoscleromorpha; Homosclerophorida; Plakinidae
Exons: 16
Coding region: 175-20379 (6734 amino acids)
Source: RefSeq, a predicted model, not a curated record
UAUAAUGGUCUUAACACUGACUAUUAAUCAGUGAGAGCUGGGCGGUCUGUGUAACCUUUGAAGUGUGAAGAAGCCGUCAGCGAGUCAGUCAACAGUAGAGCAUUCUAGUCGUGAACGGUACGCAUCAAUAACACACGCGGUUGCCUACGUAGGUGAUACAGACUCCAAGCAAGGAUGCGUAUGUGGUGCCGGAAGACAGCAGCUCGAACCGCCAGGAAGUGUAUCUUUCUAGAUAUCUUCUUGUUCAGUGUGCUUCUUACUUGCUGCUCUGCUCAGCAAGGGCCAGAGGUGACCAUAUUGGAGACGCUAGACAGCAGAGGGAGAGAGUUCGUUGUUGGCUUCAUGAGACAAUUUGGAGGCAGACGGGAUGGUAAUCUCACUUUGUCACUGACUAGCAGUAAACCUACCAAGGCUGUUGUGUGGGCGGAUCAUUUUCAGGCGACGAGAAAUCUCAAGCCUGGCAUGGUCGAGACUGUCUUCAUACCUCAACGGUUGAUAAUGGACAAGGGGAGAGAAAACAAAGGAAUUCUGGUGACUGCAGACGAGGAGAUAUCUGUGUAUGCUCUCAAUCAGCUGUCUAGCUCGACAGAUGCUUACUUGGCUUUACCCACUGACUCAGAUGGAAAGUUUUACUACGUGGCAUCAUAUUCAUCACAGAUAUUACGAACCAGAAGCUUGUUUGCUGUCAUUGGAGUGGAGCGCAAAACAAAAGUAAAAGUGACUCCAACAGCUCCAAUAGAGAUGCCUAAUGGGAAGACUCUAGCUGCUGGCAAAACAAUAAAAGUAAGGCUUAAUCGACUCCAGACAUAUUUAUUUCAAUCAAAGCCCAAUGGUGAUCUCACUGGUACUUUGAUUGAAUCGAACAAGCCAAUUGCACUUCUAGCAGGCCAUGAGUGUGCUAACGUACCUGCUCAUGUAACGUUUUGUGAUCACUUAGUAGAGCAGCUACCACCAACCAAUCGAUGGGGUAAAGACUACGUUACAGCACCAUUCAGUCGACGACUUGCUGGAGAUGUUUUUCGUGUUAUUGCUUCAAAUGAUGAUACGGUUAUCAAAAUCAAUAACAAGGAAAAAGCAGUGAAGGAUGCUGGAGAGUACCUGGAAAUCUCGUUGCCAUCAAACUCAUACAAUUAUAUCAGUACGUCUGAGCCCACAUUACUAGUGCAAUAUUGCAAGAGCACAGGCGCUGACGGACAACUGACAGACCCAUUUAUGAUGCUUGUUCCUCCAGUAAGCCAGUAUGCUUCUGCGUACACUAUCAGUACUCCUUCUGAUAGACCUGUCAACUUUACCAAUUACAUGAAUGUCAUAGUGGACUCCAAAGAGGUAGAUGGGCUUCGACUUGAUGGUCGGCCUUUUGUGGAAGGUUUGCAGUGGCAUCGUGUGGAUGCCUUCUCAUCUGGGAGCCUUUCUGUAGCUACUGUUCCACUUGCAACAGGCUCACACAUGGUUCGCCAUGUUUCUCCUAUUAUUCAGUUUGCUGUUAUGCUUUAUGGUUAUGCAUCAUAUGAUUCAUAUGGCUACCCAGGAGGACUACGCCUUGCAGAUUUGCAAUUCUGUUUUCCUGGAGGUAAAGCACUGCCUGGAGAUGGUAAAGAUAAUGACUGUGAUGGACGCAUUGACGAGGAGCUGCGCAAUUACAGAGAUGAUGAUGGUGAUGGUGCCAUUGAUGAAGACUUAGCAACCUUUCCUCCAACAAUAAGAGUUCCUAAGAAUGUUACAAUCACGAGCUGUUCAGCAGUGAAGGGUCCAAACGUUUUUGGAAGAGCGAGUGUCAUAAGUGUAGUUGACAUAUGUUCGCCAGUCAAACUCAAGUUUACUGAUAAACUAGAGAAAGAAGACUGCAAGACGAGAAUAGGCAGAAUGUGGUUAGGAACAGAUGCAUGCGGCAACAUUGAGAAUGCUACUCAGUGGAUUAUUGUCAACGAUCAGAAGGUUCCCUCUAUUACAGCACCACCUCAUACUGAUGCUAGUUGUGAUGAUCUCAAUUCUUUAACUAAUGUUGGUUUUGCACAAGUCUCAGAUGAUUGUGAUGGAGAAGAGAUGAUUGAAACAACUUUCUCAGACAGGCAAGUUGGCUGUGUUGUGAUCAGAACCUGGGAAAGCAAAGAUUCCUGCGGCAAUCAUGGAAAGCCUGCAACUCAAAAUAUAUCAAUCCAUUUAGACCCUCCAGCUGUUGAAGUACCUGAAGAUCAGGACCUAAGAUGUGGUCAGUCGAGUGAUCCAUCUGUGACAGGAUAUCUCAAAACCACACAUACCACACAAAGGACCUGUGGUGCCUUGAAGGAUUUUUCAGUAAAGGUAACUUAUUCUGAUCAAAAGAUUGUUAGGUCUGAUUGUGGCCUAACAUUCACUCGGAUAUGGAAUGUAACUGAUGUCUGUGGUCAUACAUCCUCAUAUCCUCAGAGAAUUUCUGUCAUUGACAGACGGACACCUGUAGUGAAGUUUCCACCAAAUGCUCAUGUUUCUUGUGCUUAUCUCUACAACUUAACAGCUACAGGUGAGCCACAGGUGUUUGGAAACUGCUCACCUGUGCGGGUCACUCACUCAGACAAGUUAUCAUCUUGUGGCAUUGAAAGAACUUGGGUUGUACAUCACUAUUGUGGGCAGAUGGUAGUGAGACAUGUGCAGAUCAUUAAACUGCAGUAUGAACUACCUUCUUUGGAUCUUCCUUCCAACAAUACUAUCAGCUGUAUUCAGUCAUUGCCUAAAGCUCCAAGUUUUUCUGAUGUACAGGUGACAUGUGGUAAAUUUGUUGUGCAUGUCAGUGUGCAAGUUGUUGAGACAUCUACAGGCAACAACUGCAAACGACAAGUCAAUCGACGUCUAAUGCUAAGGGACACUUGUAGUGAAAUUGGUCAGCACAACUACACCAUUACUGUUGUGGAUAAUGUUCGUCCCAACCUGGAAAGUGUUCCUCCUGAUACAAAAGCAACAUGUGCCCAAGCAUUAGAUUACACUAUUGUAGGCGAACCAGUUGUUAUUGAUUCUUGUAGCAGUGGACAAGCGCUGCCCAAGAAUCGACUCAAAGGCAACGUGCUAACCAGAAAAUGGGUGUAUGAGGAUUCAUGUGGUAAUAGAGGAGGGCGUGAGACACAAACAAUACACAUUGAAGAAGAACCACCAGUUCUUGUUGUCCCUCGCAAUGUCACUGUUUUAUGUGACGAAUCAAUAGAUCCUGAUGAUAUCGGAUAUGCAGUAGUACAGAAAGACAUACCUGACACUUGUUUCCAACUUGAUGAUGAACAUGUAAAUAGUAAAAGCAAAAACAACGUUCCUUCAAAAGUGAAGACGUCAUUGGUAUAUGAGGACAAAUCAGACAAAGACGAGUGUCCUCGCACUAUCAAAAGAGUGUGGACAUCACAAACAAUUUUAGGUCACUCAGUCACUGCAGUUCAGUAUAUAAUUCAAGAAAUACCAUGCAUACGAAAAGGUGCCUUUCCUGGGGAUAAUCUUGAUAAUGACUGUGACGGUAGGAUUGACGAGGAAGUAAAGAAUGCUAUUGACGAUGAUGGAGAUGGUCGAACAGAUGAGGAUCUUGCUUACAGACCUCCUAAGAUUGAAGUACCCACCUCUAGUACGAUCACAGGGUGUGGAGUUUCCAGAGCUCCUAAAGUCAAUCCAGACGUAAUACUUGACUCUCGAUGCAAGAUGGUGUCAUUGAACUAUACGGAUAUGGACGACAGCAAUGAAUGCCCAAGAAAAUUUCAGAGAGUAUGGAAUAUUGUUGAUUCCUGUGGGAAUGUCGUAAGAAAGACCCAGACAAUUGAUGUUAGACAGGGUGACCCCCCUAGGCUGACAGCGCCACCAAACACGGCUGCCACGUGCGCUAUGUACCUCGACAUGGAUGUAACAGGGAAGGCCAUAGUGACUGGUGGCUGUGAACGAGUGUCCACAUUGACAGCUGACUACGUUGACACAACAUCCGGGUGUACAGUAUUACGCACAUGGACAGUGACCGACUCCUGUGGCAAUACUGCUCUCAGUGUUGUCCAAAAAAUUACUAUCCAAAUGGAGGGACCGUUUGUUGAUGCACCAAGCAGUGUGAGUCUAACUUGUCCCGACCGGCUAGCUCCUCGAUUCACUGGUCGUCCGGGAGUUCAUCGACGGCCACUGUGUGAUACUGGUGCCUUUGUACCACUUGGAGUUAUGAACUACACUGACAAAACGGACCGGGUAAGCAUCUGCAGGUCUAGAGUACUAAGAAACUGGCAAGUCUUUGAUGUGUGUGGUAACUCUGUGCUCACAACUCAAAAGAUAAUGGUUGCUGACCUAAGAUCACCAUCAGUUGAUUUUCCUGGUGACACGAAAGCAGUCUGUUCUGAUGUAUUUAAUCCGGAUGUAACAGGGAGACCAAAAGUGACGGGCAACUGCUCUGACAUCCAAGUGAAAUACGAAGAUGAAGUGCAUAGCUGUUAUGUGAAGAGAACAUGGAUGGUGGAAACAGCAUGUGGUAAAGACAGAGUAACACAUGUGCAGGUCAUUCGUCUCGCAUAUGAGCCAUUUCCAGUCGUGCCCUUUCAAGAUGCCAUUUUGUCGUGUGAACAACAAGGGAGCUCCCUCGUUUUUGAGCAACGUAAUCACAGAUUGGACUGCAGCGGGAUGACUGUGACAGGACUCACUGUCAAUCAUGCGAAUGUCAGCAGAAUUGAUGAACAAUGUAAGCAAGUUAUUCGUCGUCAAGCCAAUGUGUCAGAUUCGUGUGGAAACGUUAGAACAUUUUUCUACUCUGUGACCUACCAAGACACAACUGCACCUUCUCUAGUUGUCUCACCUGAUCCAGAUAGCAGCAUUACCUGUGCACAAGCUCUUACCUUGCGCAAAGAGCAACAGGUAGAAGUCAAUGAUGCAUGUAACACAGGGACAGUGCAGUAUAAAGACCACAUGGAACGGAAUGUACUAGUGAGAACAUGGCAAGCAAGUGACGACUGCGACAAUCUGAGUCCUCCUGAAACACGAAGGAUUGUAUUACAAGACAGAGAGAUCGCAGUCGAAUUUCCUGCAGAUUCGAUGGUUCCUUGCAGACAGUCCAUCUUACCAGGAAAGACCGGAUUUCCAACUUUGAUUCGCAAUCUAAGCAAAGAAUGUUAUUCAUUGGGAGUAACCAAGCCAGUGAUAGAAUAUAGAGAUAUUGUAAACAGUUCGGGAUGUCCAUCUCUUAUCACAAGAGUUUGGACAGUGUCGACCGUAUUCGGUCAGCUGGUUGAAAAAACUCAGCGAAUCGAAAUUGAUGCUCCACUUUGUAAUGUAUCCAAGAUGAUUCCAGCAGACGGUCUUGACAACGACUGUGAUGAUCGAGUGGACGAGGAAGUCCGAGAUUUUGUUGAUAACGACGGUGACGGUCUCAUUGAUGAAGACCUUUUAGUUGAGCCCUUGGUGGCUGUUUAUCCUUCUGACCGCAAUGUCAGCAGUUGUUCUGCAUCACUGGAACCAUCACAGUUGGGAAUGGUACAAGUAUCACAUGUGGCUAUCAAAUGCCAACCGGUCACUGUAACUCACAGCGAUGCAGUUUUAGACCAUCGAUGUCAGAAGGAGAUUUUGCGUCUGUGGCUGGUUAUUGAUUCUUGUGGCAAUGUCGCUCGAGGGACACAAAAGGUUACCAUUAACGAUGAGACUGCACCAGUUUUGUCUGCUCCUCCACCUGUUCGAAUCUCUUGUGGUCAGUUCAAUGAUACGUCGAUUACAGGACGUCCACAAGUGAGUGACGACUGCCAGAAGACUAACGUCUCAGUCUGGUUCCAAGAUGUCGUAUCCGGCUGCUCAAUUGAGAGACGGUGGUUUGCAGAUGAUGGCUGUGGAAGUAUAUCAUCUGCUGUUCAGAGAAUCUUUCCUAUUUUGGAAACACGACGUGUUCAGCCUCCAAAAACUAAAGUAUUGUCUUGUGGUGAGGCACCAAAUCCGAGCAUUACUGGCAGACCAGGGACAGUGAGUCGUCGACUCUGCAGCAAUAAAUUCAUUUUGCCGACUACCAUAACUUACACUGACUCACAGAGCGUGAUUUCCAUUUGUAAAAGCGCCAUUAAACGUACUUGGUCGGUGAGUGACGUGUGUGGCAACAUUUCCAACGUAGAGCAAGAAAUCACAUUAAAGACUCAAUCCACCGCAUCGGUAAUUUUUCCAUCAGAUGUAUCAGUGAGUUGUCAACAAGUACAAAACAUGAGCAAGACAGGCAAACCGCUUGUAGCACAGAGUUGUCUCCAAAUGAAUGUUACCUUUGUUGACUCUAUCAGUGAUUGCCAAGUUAGUCGCAAAUGGGCUGUUAGUGAUGAGUGUGGAAGGCUUAUUGACACAAAGAGACAGAUAAUACGACUCAAACUUACCAACCAAGUUAAUAUACCUUCUAAGAUAACUGUGCAGUGUCACCAGAAAGUAGCAGAACCAUCAGUCACAACAAAAGAGAGUAAACGGUGUGGUGGUGUCGCCAUACCAACACGCCGUAUCACGUGGUCGAUUAUCACUGUGUCUGGAGAUGAAUGUAGACGACAAGUAACUCGGAGACUGAAGAUAACCGGCAACUGUGCGGCUGAUGAAUUUCAAAAGCAGACCAUCAUUUAUGAAGAUCGAGAACCUCCUCAUCUCCACAUUCCCUCGGAUAUGGAAACCAGCUGUGAGUUGGCUUACAAUGUGGACCUUGUUGGUACGGCUGUCGCUCAAGAUGAGUGCAACAAUGCUGUAGUGAAUCAUUCAGACAGUCUUGUUGGAAAAACAUUGAUACGAACAUGGUCUGCUAUAGACUCAUGUGGUAACGCAGCUCCAGCACUCACACAACGCAUUUCGUUAGUAGAACUUGCUCCUCGCGUCAUCUAUCCUUCAGAUCUUGUGCAAGAAUGCGGAUUACCACUCACUCCAGACUCAACUGGCCGUCCACAGAUAGACAUAGACUUAAGUCCAUUUUGCUUUAUAUUGGGUGGCAGCCCUACUACCAUGGACUACAAAGAUACUGUCAUUGGCAAGGAGUGUGAGCAAACCAUAAAGCGCAUGUGGCGGAUUGAAACAUUCCUUGGACACAAACUGACAUACAAUCAGACCAUUAAUAUAAUUCCUCACUCGUGUCGAGCAACUGUGGGAGAACCAAAUGAUGGAGUCGACAACGACUGUGACCACCGAGUCGAUGAAGAAGCCAGGAACUUUGUUGAUGACGACGGCGACGGACGUAUUGACGAAGACCUGGCCACUGUUCCAUUAAAAUUACAUCCAAGUAUUGGAUUAUCUGUAUUAACAACUUGUCGCGUCAUCAACGAUCCCAACUCAUUUGUUAAACCAUCUUACACAGUUUCGAAAGGCUGCAGUUCUGUUCAGCUGAUUCACGAAGACAUUCCAUUGGAGCGCAAUUCUCCAUGUCUAAAAGCCUUCACUCGUACAUGGAAUGGCUCCGAUGCUUGUGGUAAUACAGACACAUCCGAGGAGUUUAUUCAGAUAGUUGAUCGUACAGCACCUAACAUCAAUUCCAUCUCCGUCGUGGACAUGAGCUGCAGUGAUGUCGAAGGUGAUCUAUUGAGUGGCAUUGCACUCAGUGACGACUGCAAUAAUGGCAUUUUGAACACGACAUGUUCACGUACUUACUAUACCAACUACACGAUCGAUGACUUUCACAGCUGUGUUGUUGUACGCCGAUGUGAUUGGCAAGAUGUCUGUGGAAAUGUUGGGCCUUCAUUUCAACAAACUGUUCGAUUAAAGCCUCAAUCUUUAACAAGCUUUUUGGUAGAGUUUCCUGAUGAUGUCGUGUUGACAUGUGGUGCCUCCACCGAUCCCAACAGCGCGGGUAGACCAGUCAGUGUCAGCUACACAAUCUGUAAUUCGAAUGUACGAGCUGUUGCUGAAAUUCAAUACACAGACGCAGUUAUGUUGAGCAACAGAUGCAGGAAGGUUAUCAGCAGGCAAUGGGUUGUUCGAGAUCAGUGUGGACAGGGAGUCAAAACUCAAGUCCAGGAGAUCACUGCAGUGCAUAAUCCUGUUGCGUCUGUCUCAUUUCCUGCUGAUACGACCGUCACAUGCAGACAUAGUAUCAACCCAGAACAGACCGGCUGGCCAAUCGUACGAAACAACUGUUCAGACAUUCACAUUUCCUACUCAGACAGUGUCUCAGGAUGUUUGAUAUUGAGAUCAUGGAAUGCGACUGACAUAUGCGGUAAUCUGGUCACUAACAGUGUUCAGCAUAUUGGCGUGUCUCACAGUUACAGCCAUUUGAGCUUUCAAAAAUCUUUGACUAUUUUGUGUGAUGAAGACACCCCAGAACCACAUCCUCAAGUCAAUAACAGAAGCUGCCAUGGCAUCAUCAUUACAGGACCGUUCAUUUCAUACAAGGUGGUGGAUAAACGUGGAAACUCUUGCAGACAAAUCGUUCGUCGAAACAUCACGGUGUCAAACUCUUGUGGUCUACUCCGUCAACAUACUCAGACCAUUGAACGUAUUGAUAGAAUUCCCCCGUCUUUGCAAUCUCUCUCUCCUGUCAAGGUCUCUUGCUCUGAUGUUUAUAACUUGAUUUUAACCGGCGAACCUUUAGCAAACGAUACAUGCAGCUCUGUCAAAGUCACGUUUAGUGACAGCUUGCGAGAAGGCAGGAUCCAUCGCACAUGGUCUGCUCUAGAUGAUUGCGGAAAUCAAGCAAAGCCACAUGUGCAGCAUAUCGAUCUCAUCGAUCAUCGACUAAUGUUGAGCUUAGUCAAUGAUCGAAUUAUUUACUGCAAUGAAUCGACAAAUCCUGAGCAUGCGGGUAGGCCAAGGAUAACCCAAGAUGUCAGUUUGUCUUGUCAGAGAUUGGGUGUCAAGCCAGCAAGUCUAACACAUGAAGAUAAAGUUGAAAGCAUCCUUUGCCCUCGUACACUAAAGAGGAAGUGGACUGCAGUAUCAGCACUGAGCAACAUCGAAACCAUUCAAGUUAUCAGACAAGUGCCUCGGCCGCUGACCAUCAGAGGUCCCUCUGACAUGUCACUGAGUUGCCAUGCCAGCACCGAUCCUGCUUUCACUGGUCAUGCUGUUGUGUCGUUCAUUUCCGAUUUCUGCUUGCCUGUGAUAGGCCCGUUUUACUCCAUCAUUGCAAAUCGCUCAUUAUCGAGGUGUAAAACAGUGCUUACUAGACAGUGGGUGGCCAACGACUCGUGUGGCAAUGCUGAUAGCAAACUGCAGAUGAUAGAGAUCGAGGACAGAACUCCUCCUGUGAUUUCUACUCCUCAGAAAAUCGUAGCUUCAUGCAGCGACUACAAAAACGAGAUUCCAUUCGGAUCUCCUGCUAUUUUGGAUGACUGUUCAAGUGUCAUUACUUCGUAUAGUGAUGAACUGAGAGGAUGCAGUGUGAUGAGAAGGUGGCAUGCUUGGGAUGAAUGUGGAAACACAGCAACUACCAAAUUGCAGAACAUAGAAUUAAAAGUGGAAGCACCCGACUUGCAAGUUCCUGGAAACGUUAAUGUCAGUUGUGGAGACAGUUUGGACCCGUCAACAACAGGAGUACCUCUCGUGAAACCAAACCAUCUCUGCAGUUGGAAUUCUACAGCAGAAGUAACCGUUGAGCACAACGAUAUUUCAAAAGAGGGAGAGAAUUGUGAGGUGGUUAUCAGCCGACGCUGGUCAGCUAUAGCACGAUGUGGUAGUACUGCUGCCGACACUCAGAUUAUUACCAUAUUGUACAGUGAACCCUCGAUUGAAUCACCUCCUGAUAUUGCUGUGACUUGUCACCUUGCAAGCAACUUUUCUGUGACUGGAGUACCAAAGGUCACCUCAUCUUGUCACCGUACAGUUGUGUCGAAUUUGGAUAGUUUGAACAAGACCGUUUUGUUGAGAUCAUGGAUGGUGCAGGAUGCUUGCUCUCGUGUCUCUGUUCCGCAUCCGCAAAGAAUCAGUUUACAGCAAGAACCGCCGGUACUACGAGUGCCUUCCAAUGUUACAAUUGCGUGUCAUCAGUCUUCGCAUCCUAACAGGACAGGAUGGGCAGCUCUGCAGAAGGACAUUGAUGAGACAUGCGCUCAGCUGGGUAUAUCACCAACACUGCUUGACUAUAGUGAUGAAAAGGAGGGCGACUGUCCUGCCUUCAUCUUUCGUCAUUGGACAGCAAUCGACUUUCUUGGACAAACAAGUCGUGUUGAUCAGCUGAUAAGUCUAGGUUGUGACAAGUCUGAGAUGAUUCCUGAGGACGGCAAAGAUAAUGACUGUGAUGGUAAGGUGGAUGAAGAAGUACGCAAUUUCGUUGACGAUGAUGGAGAUGGGCUGAUAGAUGAAGACUUAGUAACUAUUCCAGUAAAAUGGCAGCCAAUUCUUUCUGUAUCUCUUACUUCAUGUCACAACAAGACACAUCCAAGAAUGACGGGCCGUCCAGACUUUUCAACUGUUACGGAACAAUGCAAACCAGCCAAUUCCACGUUUACUGAUAAGACAAUCAUAAGAAAUCAUUGCAGACAUGAGAUAGAGAGAGAAUGGGUCGUUAAAGACUCGUGUGGAAACAUAGACAUCACAACACAGUCCAUUAUCAUGAACGAUAGUACCGCUCCGUUUCUAACAGUUGUGAAUAAUAGAACAGUGACCUGCAGUGAGUACAGAAACAAGUCAAAGACAGGUGAGCCUCUGGCAAGUGAUGACUGUCGAGGUCCUGUUUCUACUUGGUUUGAGGAUGAGUUACGUAAGUGUGUUGUGCUACGAACAUGGAAAGCUCGUGAUCAUUGUGGCAACACCGUGACAGGAGCGGUUCAGGAACUGGCGCUGCUUGUUGGUCCUCCUGACGUGCGUUUUCCUGCAGACGUGUCGGUCACGUGUUGGAGUCCAACAACGCCUCAAGUCACCGGUGAACCUGUUGUUGAUAAACCGGGUUUUUGUGGAUGGAAUGUCAGUGCUAUUACCAACGUCUAUCAUACAGACACUGAGACAGAGUUAAGCGACUGCAACAAACUCAUCUCCCGUUCUUGGCAUGUGAGAGAUAUUUGUAACAAUGAAGUAUCACAUCUUCAGGCCAUAAGAGUAACUCAUCAGCCUCCCAUCAUCAAGGCGCCAUUGGACAGUGUUUCUACUUGUCAGAAUGUCAGUGAUUUUGAUGUACUAGGUCAAGCAACUGUAGUUCAGUCUUGCAAACCGGUUAAUAUUGCUUAUAAUGACACGCUAAAUGGAGGAACAUUGACUCGUCAGUGGGUAGGAAGAGACACUUGUGGUCUCUCUUCUUUGACUCAAAGCCAGUUGAUCUCUAUAGAAGAGAAGGGGCCGACACUCAUCUUGCCUUCCAAUAAAACAAUAGCUUGUCAUGAAUCAGCACAUCCUGACAAGAUGGGAUGGGCCAAAUUGGGGCGUGAUCUCACUCCGUCUUGUUUCCGUCUUGCCCAAUCUCCAACAACCGUCAGUUAUGUAGACUUGAACGGGCAGGAUUGUCCUGGCUUCAUCAUGCGCCAGUGGAGAGCAACGAGCUUUCUUGGACACAAGAUUUUAGCAAACCAAAUCAUUACUUUAGAUUGUAAUGUAUCUGACACUGUUCCCGGCGACGGAAAAGACAAUGACUGUGACGCGAAAAUAGAUGAAGAAGUGCGUAACUUUGCUGAUGACGAUGGAGACGGUUUGGUAGAUGAAGACCUUGCGUGCUGUCCAAUCGAGACCGAUCCUCCUCCUUCCAAACUUCUUUCUUCUUGUUUAGACUCCAUUAAGCCUAAACAGACAGGUCGUACGAAAGUGGUGUUUAUUGAGAAAGCAUGCAAACCUUGGAAAACUCGCCGUAAAGACAAGAGAGUAACCAGUUUGUGUGGUAUAACAAUAGAGCGGCAAUGGAAUGUUUCAGACUCUUGCGGAAACGUUGACAGCAAGAUACAGACGUUAGUUAUCGAAGAUCAUACGCCGCCCUCUUUAUCAGCUCCUCCAGACAGAACCGUGACUUGUUUUGAAUACACGGACAAGGCAAUUGUUGGCACUGGAAAGUCGAGUGAUGACUGCGGUGGUAAGGUUACUAUUUGGCAUGAGGACACCUUGCAAGGCUGUGUUGUAUCCAGAAGGUGGAAUGCGCGCGAUGAAUGCAACAAUACAGCAAAGUCUGUUGUUCAAAAGCUCAAUCUACAUGUCUAUCUGCCUCCGGUGGCCUUUCCCCCUGACUUGACAAUUGCCUGUUUGAAUGGUUCCGAGCCGAAUGUGACGGGGCAGCCAAAAAUCGGUGAACCCUAUUUAUGUGGCUUUGACACAACCGGUGUGGUUGGAGUGUAUCAUGAAGACACACAAACUGAUUUAGAGGAUUGCCAUACACGCAUUGAUCGCGCUUGGCGUGUUGCAGACGUUUGUGGAAAUGUUGUAAACCAUGUGCAACACAUCACAAUUCUUCACCAAGCGCCACUCAUCGAAACUCCCUUAGCUGUGUCCUCUAGUUGUUCCAACACGGGAAAUCUUAGCUUGACAGGCAGCCCGACGCUCGUCCAGUCAUGUAAAUCUGUCAAGCUCUUGUAUAAUGACAGUCUGAGUGACUCUGUGUUGACGCGCACGUGGAGAGGUGUAGACGCUUGUGGCCUUUCGUCUGCGUCUCUCAUACAACUGAUUGUUAUCGAUGAACCAGCACCGCGUCUCACAGUUUCGUCCAACGUCACUAUUCUAUGCCACGAGUCUUCACAUCCCAACGCAACCGGAUGGGCAGUACUAACCCAGGAUGUAAGUCCUGCUUGUUUGCGUCUUGGAGGAGUAGCCACAGUCGUUGAGUAUGUGGAUGAGCGGAGUGAUACUGUGUGCCCUGGCUUUAUCAUUCGGACAUGGACAGCAACGAGUUUCUUGCAGCACACCAUAUCAGCUAGUCAGAUCAUUUCCUUGGGUUGUGAUCGCUCUAAGUCCGUUCCUGCUGAUAAUCAAGACAACGACUGUGACGCUAGAGUUGACGAGGAAUCUCGCAAUUACGUUGAUGAUGACGGAGACGGAUUGAUCGAUGAGGAUCUGGCGACAUUUCCCGUCAUAGUCGUUCCUCCUCCUUCUGUUUGGCUCAGUUCCUCCAGAACUCCUAGCAGCCCUGCACGGACCGGUAAUGCAGAGGUUAGAAACGUCUCGAAGGGAUGUGAGAGGAUAGAAAUGAGCUACACGGAUGAAGUGAAUAGUGAUUUGUGCUUUCGAAACAUUUCAAGAAGAUGGACUGUGAAAGAUGGUUGUGGCAACGUUGACUCCUCACCGCAAAUCAUCACAGUAGCUGACGAAACGCCACCGAAUCUCUUCGUUCCUGCAGAUACUAGCGUGUCGUGCUCUCACUAUGAUCAGUUGGACAUGGCAACAGCUAUAGAUGACUCAAACUUGUCUGUCUUGACUUCAUAUUCGGAUCAUUUGGACGGUUGUGUUGUGCACAGAAAGUGGGACGCUAGAGAUUUGUGUGGAAAUGUGGCAAUCAGUCAGAUGCAGCACAUCGAAUUGACUAUCCAUCGACCUCGUGUUACAUUCCCUCGCAAUAGAGCAAUCUCUUGUCUAGAUAGCGCCGAUCCCGUCCAUACAGGCGAGCCUCGUGUUGUUUCCUCGUCGUUGUGUGGCUGGAAUGUGUCUGCUGCGUAUACAGUAAGACAUGCUGACACUGAUAAGAAGAUGCUCAACUGCGAUCGAGUUAUACACCGUCGAUGGCACAUCAAGGAUAUUUGCAACAAUCGUAUUACUCACGUUCAAAAUAUUCGCGUCCUACACCAAGCUCCUGUUUUCCAUCCCAUACCAAACAUUACAUCAACAUGCAGCGGUGUGACCUUGGAGGAUACCGAUGGCGGCCUCAGUUUUCUGUCGUCUUGUGCACUUCCAACCGUCGAUCACAGCUCCAAGUUGAAGGGUUCGAUUUUGCAGAGGAAGUGGGUUGCUAACGAUGAAUGCGGCCGACACGCAAAGUCUCAACUGCAGACAGUCCAUCUACACGAAGAUCCACCGAUAUUUCUCGCUCCGAAGAAUGUUACAAUUAAAUGUCACGAAUCACCGCAUCCGAAUGUAACCGGUUGGGCGACUAUUGUAAAAGAUCUCGACCCUGCUUGCUUUGAGUUGGGAGGAGCAGCGACUAAGAUAACGUAUGAAGAUUUGUUUAACUUUAUCGGAUGUCCCGGACAGAUUGUACGUCAAUGGAAAGCAACGACAUUUAUGGGACAUGUUGUCACUGCUGGGCAAAUCAUAGCAUUUGGAUGCGAGUUUUCCGACAUGAUUCCCGCUGAUAGAGAAGACAACGACUGUGACGGUCGAGUAGAUGAGGAAGUGAGAAACUUCAUGGACGACGACGGUGACGGGUUAGUGGAUGAAGAUCUUGCCACGUCGCCUGUCGAAAUCAGACCGCCGCAAUCUACUUCUCUUCGCUCUUGCAGUCAAGCAAGCAAUACUUCGCUCAACGGACAUCCUGUUGUACUCAAUGUUUCUGCAGCUUGUAGGCCAGUCCACACCAAAUACAGCGACUCGGUUAGCGGGACCGUAUGCCACAAGACGAUCACACGAGAGUGGAUUGCCGUCGAUUCGUGCGGAAACAUGGCAAGUGCGACUCAACUUUUAGUCGUUGAAGACAAGACGCCGCCAUUGUUGACUGCACCGGGCAAUGUGAGUGUUACCUGUUUGGAGUUUGAGGACGCGGAGAAGACAGGUGCAGCACUGUCUAACGACGACUGUGCUCAAGUGUCUCAGUGGAGCAAAGACACUCUCCAUCAGUGUACAGUCCAAAGACAAUGGUUUUCAGGCGACCGCUGCGGCAAUGUUGCUCCACCUGUCGUACAAUCUAUUGCCUUACGUAUACCUCCUCCUGUAUUACGAGUGCCUAAUACGGUCACCAUCACAUGCUCAGACCCCACCACACCGUCAUUCACUGGUAAACCAAGUACAACUUCUAGCAACAUGUGCAGCUGGGACGUGUCCGCGGCGGUUGAAGUUCGCCACCGAGAUCAGGAGAAGCUUAUAAAUAUUUGUGACCGCAUGAUUGGACGGCGCUGGCUGGCAUCCGACGUUUGCGGGAAUACAGUCGGCGGCCUGCAGGUUAUUCGCAUUCUGCACCAACCGCCCGUUCUCGAUCAACCAAAACGCGCUGUUGCGUCUUGCCGGGAUGUCAGCAAUUUCACUCUGGCCGGACGUCCGUCCUUCAAGCGCUUCUGCACAUCAGCAAAACUUGAAAAAAGCGACGUCUUGCAAGGAAAGUUCUUGUUGCGCAACUGGACGGCAGUGGAUUUGUGUGGCGAUACUUCUAUGCCUGUUACUCAAACGAUUUCUCUAGCAGAAGAUCCUCCUCGCUUUCGUAUUCGCUCAAACGUUACCAUCCAAUGCCACCAGUCGUCAAGUCCUGAUGACAUUGGGUGGCCUACAUUACUGGACGUGAACGAGGCUUGUUUUAAAUUGGGAGCCUCAAGAACUACAGUCAGCUACAAAGAUGAAAGGCAGAAGUCUGGUUGUCCAGGUUUCAUACUCCGUCGGUGGACUGCAACCAGUUUUCUCGGUCACACGGUGCGAGCAGAUCAGAGCAUUACUUUAGAUUGUUUCAAGUCUGAUAUGUCUCCUGCUGAUGGAGAAGACAACGACUGUGAUGGUGUUGUUGAUGAGGAAGUGAGAAACUUUAUAGACGACGACGGCGACGGUCAGAUAGAUGAAGAUCUUACCACUCAACCGCUAGUUAUCGCACUCCCACCAUCCAUUAUGCUUCACUCUUGCCGCAAUGUUACGCAUCCCAGCCACACUGGACACAGUAGCAUCUUGUUUGUGUCUCCUCAGUGCCAGCCUGUCAAAACGGAGCACACGGAUGAGACUAUGAAUACUGAAUGUCGACGCGUUGUGACUCGCAAGUGGAUAUCAACAGAUGCUUGCGAGAAUAUCGCAAACGGCACACAAAUAAUCACAAUUGACGAUCGGACUCCACCAAAAUUGCAUCUUGAAAGUAAAAUACAAACUACUUGCUCUGAGCUUCCAGAUCUAGACAAGACACACGGAGCAGUAGCAAGCGACGAUUGUAACGACAGAAAGUCUAUAAACGUGAGCUAUAGAGAUGAGGCAGUAGGGUGCAUUGUGUUUAGAAGGUGGAGAGCGGACGACACGUGUGGUAAUUCCGUUGUGGAUGCCUUUCAGGUUAUAGAGCUAAAAAUGGAGCCGCCGGACGUGGUGAUGCCCGACGAUGUGACGGUAAUCUGCACGCAGCGGACGCAUCCGUCACAAAUCGGUCGUCCUGUUGUCACAAAAAAGGAUAAUUGCGCGUUGAGUACACUUUCAGAGACGUCUGUUAAGUACAAUGAUGUUGUAAAAGUGAUGGCCAAUUGUGAUGUGACUAUUGGGAGACAAUGGCUUGUAAGCGACGCUUGCGGACACAAUGUGAACAAAACGCAGACAAUCCUAGUGAAGCAUCAACGUCCUACAGUGCACUUUCCCUCUGACACCACUGCCACUUGCCAACAAUCAUCACAAGUGAAUGUUACCGGAGAGGCAGCAAUCAGGAGCUCUUGUAGUGACGUCACUAUUUCACACAGUGAUCGCCUUCAAGGUUCCGUCAUUGUGCGCUCUUGGCUUGCGUCUGAUGAGUGUAGCAGUAAGUUGAAGCACACGCAGAGAAUCAGACUUGUUGAAGCUGCUCCCCAUUUUGUUGCUUCCAACAUUACAGUUGGGUGUGGAGCAAGCAUCGGUCCAAACAACACUGGCUGGCCAACAGUGAUAAAAGACGUACCUUCCGCUUGUUUCAAACUUGGUGGAAAAGAAACGCUGGUUUCUUAUUCUGAUGAGGUGUUGGGUGAUGAUUGUCCGAGGGUUGUGCUACGACGAUGGGUUCUGCGUACAUUCCUUGGCCAUGUUAAUGAACUAACACAGCAUAUUGUAGUUGGCAAUCGGCCAUGUGUUGUGACUCAUAUGAUAGCAGCUGACGGUUUGGACAAUGAUUGUGACGGUCUAGUUGAUGAGGAAAAACGUAAUCACAAAGACGACGACAAUGACGGUCUAAUUGAUGAAGAUCUGAAAACUGACCCUCCACAGUUGGUCGUUCCUGAAGAUUUGGAAGUCGACAGUUGCAACAUCCGCCUCUCAACCGACGUUGUAGGAGAGGCAGAGGUGAACAGGUCGGUUGAUGCAUGCAAACCUGUAGAUUUGACUUACAGAGAUAUUGUAGAUGAAGAACGAUGUGUAAAGAAGGUGCAACGAGUGUGGACUGGAGUUGAUUCGUGUGGAAACACAGUCAAUGUCACUCAAAAUAUAGAGAUUGUGGAUAAUACUCCACCUGAACUGACGCUCGACAAGACAGUCACGACCACUUGCGACAAGUUGGAUACAGACGCAGUGACCGGAGAACCCAUCGUCACAGAUGACUGUGCAAAUGAUAAGGAAUCGGUUGAGUUAUUAUAUGAUGACGCAUAUGGAGGAUGUGCUGUCACCAGAAGUUGGACAGCGACCGAUGCUUGUGGCAACGUGUCGCCCUCUAAAACCGUAAAGAUUGAAAUAGAAACGGAUCCUCCGCAGGUCACUUUUCCCUUUGACAUCGAGCACUACUGUAAUUUUUCACAUGAUCCCGAGAUGACAGGAAAACCAAUGGUGAAGACUAGGCGUCUGUGUGAGUCUGGACCCGAGAUUUCUGUGAGCGUCACAUAUGAGGACAUACCUGUGAGUGAUGACUCUUGUCACACUCUUGUGUCCAGACAAUGGAAAGUCGCUGAUGAGUGCGGAAACGUCUUGACUCACGCUCAAAAUGUCCUGUCAGUGAAGAGAGGAUCACCAUCUGUUACCUUUCCAUCAGACACGACUGCAUCUUGCGAUGACAUGUACAACCCUAUUGUGACAGGUUAUCCAACUGUUUCACACAAUUGUUCUGCUCUCAACAUUUCAUACGUCGAUGUAAUACAACAGUGUUCUGUGCUUAGACGUUGGAGUGUGGUGGACAUAUGUGGUGCAUCUAUUGCUUCUCGCAUUCAAACUAUUGACUUGCAAUAUGACUUUGAUGUUUCUCCCAAGCCAACCAUCACAGCAAAAUGUGGUAGACAAUUUCCGCCUCCUGGUCCAGUCACUGCACUGACCAAGUUGAGAUGCGGUGCCCUCGUUGUGAACCCUCCGACCUACUCUACUCGCGUUAUACGCAGUGACGGUCGGUCUAGUUGUCUCCACGAGGUUGUCCGUCGCGUGUCUGUCAAAGACUCAUGCCGCGGUGUGGGCACAUACAUGCAACGAGUUCGUGUUAUCGAUGACGAACCACCCAUAAUGGAUAUGCCAAAGAACGUUUCUAGCAAUUGCGCAGACACUAAACGAUCCAACGUAGUUGGAUGGCCAACAAUCAAAGACAACUGUAGCAAGUCUACAACGACUUAUGUUGAUACGCUUGUUGGGAACAAGAUUCUAAGAGAAUGGAUUGGUCGAGAUGAGUGUGGUAAUCAUGAGCGUGCUGUUCAACAGAUUGAUCUGAUUGAACCCUCACCUGUUGUCACGUUUCCACAAGACAAGAAGAUGUACUGCGAUGAGUCACUAUCCACUCGAAAUGUUGGGUGGCCGCUUGUGGAGAAAGACAUCGAUGAGUCAUGCUUCAACUUGGGAGGGAGCUACACAAAGAUUGACUAUACUGACCAACAAUCAGAGGAGACUUGUCCUAGAAUUGUUAUACGACAAUGGACGAUUACCACCUUUGUUGGACACAACUUGAAACACGAUCAACGAAUAGAAAUGAUUCCUCGUCGUCGGACAGCAUGUCCGCCUCUCCGAACACCGCCGUUUGGCUACAUGUAUCCACGCGGUCGCACCACAGUUGGAACGACCGUCCGUUUCUUGUGUCGUCGCGGUCUGACGAUGAGCGGUUCCCUUUCCCGCACUUGUCUAGCAACAUUUGAAUGGUCUGGCACUCAAACAUCAUGCAACUUCAUAUCGUGUGGCCAACCCGGGGAGGUUAAGAACGGUCAUGUGGUUGGUCGAGACUUCACUUAUGGCCGUCAUGUUGUCUUCACUUGUUACCCUGGUUAUCAUGCUUCUGGGAAAGCUGUGCGUUACUGUCAGUCAAACGGGCAAUGGACAGCAGGAAAAUUCUCUUGCAAUGCUGUUGUUUGUCCUCGUAUCUUUUGUCCUAGCAAUGGUUGGUGUUCGACGACGAACAACAUGUUUGGAACGGUCAUAAAGUUUCGCUGCAACUUUGGGUAUCAGCUGUCUGGUUCGGCCGUACGUAUUUGCCAGGCGGACGGGAAGUGGUCCGGAGAACCAGUCACAUGCAUACGUGAGAGUGGUUGUGGCCAGUACUUCCCUUCGCCCACGGGCAAGUUUGUGUCGCCUCUUUUUCCUCGCCCAUACGGCAAUGAUAUGUACUGCGUGUGGCGUCUGCAUUGCAACGAGAAAGUCCACGUCACGCUUUCGUUGGAUCGCUUCAGUACUCAACCGUCCAGAGAUGUGGUGGAGGUACGUGAUGGGGAGAGUAAGGAUUCUCCAAUGAUUGCUCGGCUGUCAGGUCACAUCAAUCCUCUUCCUCUCACCACAUCUUCAUGCGACAUGUUUGUCACGUUUUCAACCGAUUCUUAUGUCAAACAUCACGGAUUUUCCGCCCAUUUUGAGCCAACGUCGUGUGGAGGAACGUUUCAAGAGCCUCACGGUGUUAUUAAGACUCCCAACUAUCCUCAACGCUAUCCUCGUGAUACCGAUUGUUAUUGGCUUGUUAUUGCACCUAAAGGAGGCAUGCGACUCUCGUUUGUUGAUUACCGACUCGGUCACAAUGAUUAUUGUGAAGUUCGUGAUGGUGUGACACAAGACUCGAAAACACUGUGUCACUUGGAGCAUGGAAGUCAGCCUCGUGCUCUCAACGUAUCCACCACACAUGUCUGGAUACAUUUCCACUCCGACCAAGUUAGCUCACAGAAAGGAUUUAGAGCCAUCUUCUCAGAAGGAUUGUCAUGUCUUGAUAUAUUGGAGCAAGGACACAGUAAGGGAAAUGGAGUGUAUUGGGUGUACCCGGAUACUGGGCCCGAGCCCAUUCCGGUCUAUUGUGAUAUGUUUACACUUGGUGGUGGAUGGACCCUCGUUGGACGAGUGUCUAAUAGUGAUGCUACUCACUGGACUGGCCUGCAGUCUUGGUGGCUAACUCAACUGUCAUCCACGGGAGACAUUUUGUCACCCUAUGGCAACCGAGACAUGAUCAGUGAUGCUUUCUGGUUGAUGUUUGGUGACCACAUACUCCUCACCAACGCAUCAACCGUCAACGAAACUUUAAUAUACACGACGUCAUCGUGUCUGGAAGGAAAGCCGAUUCGCUCGCUCUAUUCAAACUGUUCCCAAAUCAUUACAAGUCAACUUACCGCAUGUGAUGCGAUGGGUUCAUGGCAGCAUGGGUGUACACACUCAACACUGGAGAUGUGUACGCGCAAUAGCACCAUUUCAAUGGCAUUUAUGAAUUUGCCUUGCCAUCGCUCACAGUCUGGCAUCAGAUUGGGUGGAGGAUCAUUGGGCAAGGACUUCGAGGUUGACAUUGGUGGUGACGUCAAUGCCCCAACUACCUAUUCAGUAAACAUUUGGAUAAAAUGAACAAACGCAUAAUGUAAGAUUGAUAGAUAGAUUGGAUACUAAUUCUUGGGUUAGACUUCGAAAUAUUUGUAUGCGAGAACGAUCAAAUUAACAUGAUUGAUUUGGGAUAAAAA